Aureobasidium subglaciale EXF-2481 is the source of this 1808-nucleotide messenger RNA. RefSeq names its product glycoside hydrolase family 1 protein. Gene Ontology annotation, molecular function: beta-glucosidase activity. The record is from RefSeq and is a predicted model, not a curated record. The transcript is spliced from 3 exons. Lineage: Eukaryota; Fungi; Ascomycota; Dothideomycetes; Dothideales; Saccotheciaceae. The coding region runs from base 186 to 1679 and encodes 497 amino acids. Gene Ontology annotation, biological process: carbohydrate metabolic process.
CCGGAUCCCGUCUUGCGCUGUCCCGUAGGAGAUAGGAACCGUGCCUUGGCUGUUAUCUGCAAGAUUUUGUUCCGGAUCUGCAGUCGAGCAAAAUGAACUGUCGUAAUAUUUGUACUUAAGCAUGUUUCCGCCGCCCUCACGAUGAUGGUGAUGAUAUCGCCGCCUCAAACGCCACGCACGCUACAAUGUUCCUCUCUGAAGAAGCUUCGAACACCGUUCAGGCAUCUGUUCCAGCCUACGAAGAUGAUGUAGAAGGGCUAAAGCUUCCUGCUUCAUUCCAGUGGGGCGCGGCGACAGCCUCAUAUCAGAUCGAGGGCGCUGUGGACACUGACGGAAGGGGGCCCUCAAUAUGGGACGAGUUCGCUCAUCUCCUACCCACUCGCACAAAUGGCGAGAGUGGUGAUGUGGCAUGCGACCACUACCAUCGGAUGCGCCAGGAUGUCACACUGUUGAAAUCUUACGGUGUCGACUGCUACCGUUUCUCAAUCUCAUGGUCCCGACUUAUCCCGCUGGGCGGCCGACAGGAUGCAGUCAAUCCCACUGGUAUCGCAUUUUACAACGAUCUCAUCGACUGUCUGUUAGCUCAGGGAAUCAAGCCAGUAAUCACCCUGUACCAUUGGGAUCUACCAUUGGCUCUUCACAAGCGCUACCAAGGCAUGCUGGACACGGCAGAAUUCCAGGCUGACUUCACCCACUAUGCCAAACUCUGCUUCAAGCAUUUCGGCGAUCGUGUGAAGCAAUGGAUCACAUUCAACGAGCCCUUCAUCAUAUCCAUUUAUGGUUAUCACAGUGGCGUUCUAGCACCUGGUCGCAGCACGGAGCACGGUAAUGAUUCAUCUGCAGAGCCCUUCAGAGUCGGUCACAGCAUCAUUCUGGCGCAUGCUGCCACGGUCGAGCUCUACGUGAAGCACUUCAAUUCUUCACAAGAGGGCUCGAUCUCGAUUGUGCUCAACGGCGACUUUUACGAACCCUAUGAUGCAAACGAUCCAGGCGACAUUGUAGCUGCUCAACGAAGAAUUGAAUUUUACAUUGGCUGGUUUGCAGAUCCUGUGUAUCUUGGAACCGACUAUCCUGCUUGCAUGAGGGAACAAUUAGGAUCUAGGCUCCCGGUCUUCACUCCUACACAGCAGGAUCUCCUGAAGCGUACGGCGCAGUUCAACACGUUUUAUGGUAUGAAUCAUUACACGUCACAAUUUGCGAGAGCCCGGAAGACGGCGCCAAGUGCAGAUGACUACACAGGCAAUGUCGAGGAAUUACCCUACAAUAGCAAAGGCAAGGAAAUUGGCCCUGUCUCAGGUGUAGCAUGGCUUCGCGUUACUCCUGUGCAGUUUCGAAAAUUGCUCAACUGGAUCUGGAAGAGAUAUCACAGGACAAUCUUCGUCACUGAGAAUGGUUGUCCUUGCCCCGGUGAGCAUGAUAUGACUCUCGACCAAGCCGUAAAUGACAGCUUUCGCAUACGAUAUUUCGGAUUGUACAUUGACGCUAUCGCUCGCGCUAUCUCAGAGGACGAAGUCGACGUUGGCGGGUACUAUGCCUGGUCCUUAAUGGACAACUUUGAGUGGUCGGCGGGCUACGACAUUCGAUUCGGAAUCACACAUGUCGACUUCGAGACACAAGUUCGCACACCCAAGGACUCGGCACUGUAUCUGCGUCAAACAUUCCGUGAGCGAAGGAGCUGAGACCGCGCGUCGAUGUAGAGGAGAUUCUUGUGCAGUGACCAUUAUUGGCGCGGAGAUGAAUACUAUCUGCUCUUUGGAAAGCAGCAUUGUCUGCCGAACUAUCGUACUCCAGCGUAUCACCAGCGUCUU